CUCUCCAAUUGCCCAAAUUCCCUUUCCACACACACACACACACACAGUUUGAGGUAUAUAUAUGUAUAGUGUUAGCUUAAAUCUUGUUUACCUCCACACAUUACUACUUUUAAAAUCAAGCCUAAUUAAUGGAUAUAUUUUCCCAUUUCUACCUCCUUAUAACAUCAUUUUUCCUUCUUCAAUGGCUGAUUUAUUCUAGCUCAGCCAACUCAGAUAUCGUUCCUCACUUACUGCCUUCAAAUCUCGAAUCUCCUUCGAUCCCAAUAAUAUAUUAACCCAAAAUUGGAGCGGUGAGAGCGACGUUUGUAGUUGGAUCGGAGUUACCUGUGAUUCUCGCUAUCAUAGGGUGACUCAGUUGAAUGUAUCAUAUAUGGGUUUUGUCGGAAGCAUUCCACCAGAAAUCGGAAAUCUUUCUUUUCUCAUUUCUUUAGAUGUGACAAAGAACACUUUUGGUGGUCCAAUUUCCCCAUCUAUUUUCAACUUGUCAUUUUUAGAAAUUUUGAAUUUAGGGGAGAAUAAUUUGUCUAGCACUUUACCAUUUGAUAUAUGCAAAUACAAUCUGCAUAGACUCAAGAGACUUCGUAUAUCUUUCAACAAAUUGUAUGGGGAAAUACCAUCGAGUUUGGUCGUCUUAGUAAUUUUGGGCGACUGAGCAUGUCUGGAAAUAAGUUCAGUGGGUCAUUGCCAAGAGAGAUUGGGAACUUAACAACCAUGUUUGGAUUGUUUCUUCCCAGUAAUGCUUUAAGUGGUAAUAUCCCAAAGGAAAUUGGUCGUCUUAAUAUCUUGGUAGAGCUGCAAUUGGAAGAAAACAAUUUCAAUGGAUCACUUUCUGAAGAGAUUGAAAACAUGACACGACUUAGUUACUUGUGGCUCAACCACAAUAAUUUACAUGGUAAUAUUCCAAAGCAAAUCGGUCGUCUUAAGUUGGAGGUACUCAAUAUUGCAAUGAACCAUUUUAGUGGUUCGUUGCCUAGAGAACUUGGAAACUUAUCAGCCAUGCGCCAAGCAUGGCUUGACGUCAAUAAUUUUAAUGGUCCAAUACCUUCCGCGAUUGGGAAUAUGUCAGAGCUGACCUAUUUAGGACUCCCUCAUAACAAACUAAAUGGAGAGAUUCCAUCAUCCAUUUGCGACUUGAGAUUACUGUCACUCCUCCAUUUAGCAGACAAUCAUUUGGAAGGACAGCUUCCAAUGUGCUUGGGAAACAUCAAUAGUUCACUAUUGCUUCUUAAUUUGGGUCAAAACCAAAUCACAGCCCUCCAAUCUACAUUUGUAAAAGGAUGCAGUCUUCAGUACAUUAAUCUGAAAGACAAUAUAUUGGAAGGAAUACCACACACCCUAAUCAACUGCCAAAAUCUGGAAAGCAUUGAUGUUGGUGAUAAUGAACUACGAGGUGCAUUUCCCUUCUGGAUGGAAACAUUCCCUCAACUUCGCGUCCUCAUCUUGAGGUCCAACAAGUUGAAUGGUACUAUGUUGGUGGAUUCAAAGGCUGAGCAUCCGUUUCCGAAGUUGCAAGUCUUGGAUAUAGCAAGAAAUGCGUUUGUUGGCUCUUUACCUGAUAGAUAUUUCAAGAAUUUUGGAGGUAUGAUAGAUGCUAAGGAUAAUAUGACACGCGUUGAGAAGGAUGUGCUCCAGAGAUAUUUUGACUUAAUUGUCACUUUGAAAGGUUUAGAUCAGACAUUGCUGAGAUUGCUGGAUACGCACAAAUCAUAUGGAACUAUGCCAUUUUCUCAAUCCACUAAACACGAUCUGCAUAAGCCACAAAACUACAAACCCACUAACUAUGCCACUAAUAAUUAA
Molecule: messenger RNA, 1797 nt
Organism: Salvia splendens (bonfire salvia)
Lineage: Eukaryota; Viridiplantae; Streptophyta; Magnoliopsida; Lamiales; Lamiaceae
Product: receptor-like protein 43
Exons: 4
Coding region: 655-1797 (380 amino acids)
Molecular function (GO): protein binding
Source: RefSeq, a predicted model, not a curated record